Messenger RNA from Diatraea saccharalis (sugarcane borer), 1998 nucleotides. Lineage: Eukaryota; Metazoa; Arthropoda; Insecta; Lepidoptera; Crambidae. The record is from the annotation of a GenBank genome assembly.
AUGGUUUCGGGUGACGAUUCCAAUGGUGGUCGUAUAUCGCGCAAAACGACGAGAUCCCCAAACCGCAAAUCCAAAAAGACAGAUGCAGACCUAGCGAAAGGGUCAACGUUGCGAAAUGGAUCGCAACCUUCAGUCCACAAGAGGAAUCUUUAUGUUGUUUCUUUCCCAAUUAUCAUUUUGUUCAACGUACUUCGGUCUAUUUUGUACCAGUUAUUCAUAAUUUUUAAGUAUUUAUAUUCAGCGUCGAAUCGGUUGAUGCACAAGCCUCGUAAGGGCGGCGAGUGUAACUUAGAGGUGGUGGUAAAGGACGGUGUGGUUUCCACUGAGAUAGCGCACGGAGAGGAGAUGUCCCACAUACACAAUGUGGGUCCUGGGGACCCACUACUUGCGAAGCAAAAGCAUCAUCAUCGAAAGGCUUUUGAGUACAUCUCAAAAGCUCUCAAGAUUGAUGAAGAGAACGAAGGUCAGAAAGAAUUAGCUAUAGAGUUAUACAAGAAAGGUAUCUACGAGUUAGAACGUGGCAUCGCUGUUGACUGCUGGGGUGGACGUGGGGAUGCCUGGCAACGCGCGCAGCGCCUUCACGACAAAAUGAAGACUAACCUCGGCAUGGCCAAAGAUCGAUUACACUUUCUAGCAAACCUAGUCGCCCUCAGUAAAUUGGGUGUAGAGAGUGAACCAGAGCGGAGCGGCAAAAAGCCUACGGAGUCACCUCUAAAGGUCCGAAGACCCCUAGAGAAGUCGAAGACGACGUUACUUGCCCAUACAGAAAAUAACAGUGGUCAAACGAAGUCUUCGACAGAAGUGGCAGGCCGCAAGUUGACGACGGCCGGGAGGCGAGUGCCGGGCAAUGUGGGCGGGCCGCUGAUGAAGUCCCAAACGCUGCCUAGGUCGAUGGGCAGAUCUUCAUCACAACCCAACAGUUCCAACGGCUCUUACAGCCGGUACCCCGUCAAGCCGGCCUCUACGCCACCUGCUGUUAAACGACAACUUUCUGUACCUGUGAACGGGUCCCCUGUCCGGAGGGCGGUGGGUGGUGGCUCCCAGCGGGGGACGCCCACGAGAAGUCGGACUCCGCAAUCGACGCUGACAGUACGCGGCGUUGACCCCAAGUUGGUACAACUCAUCUUGGAUGAAAUCGUCGAAGGUGGUCCUAAAGUGCAUUGGGAUGACAUCGCUGGUCAAGACGCUGCUAAGCAAGCACUCCAAGAGAUGGUAGUACUACCAUCAUUAAGGCCUGAGCUAUUCACGGGUCUAAGAUCGCCAGCCAAAGGACUCCUACUAUUUGGACCUCCUGGAAAUGGUAAAACGUUGUUGGCUCGGUGUGUCGCUGCCGAAUGUUCAGCAACCUUUUUCUCCAUAUCCGCUGCGACUUUAACUAGUAAAUACGUCGGGGAUGGUGAAAAGAUGGUGAGAGCGCUCUUCCAAGUUGCAAGAGAACUUCAGCCGUCAAUAAUAUUCGUGGACGAAGUAGACUCGCUGUUAUGCGAGAGAUCGAGCGGCGAACACGAAGCGUCGCGGCGGCUGAAGACUGAAUUUCUAGUAGAGUUUGAUGGAUUACCCGCCGCCGGCGCAGACAGACUCAUAGUAAUGGCAGCCACCAACCGUCCACAGGAACUAGACGAGGCUGCGCUUAGACGAUUCCCUAAGCGUGUGUACGUGUCACUGCCGGACUUGCGCACGCGCAGCGCAUUAUUACGACGAGUGCUGGCGAGGGGUUCGGCCGCAUCCGCUAUUACUGAGGACGAGUUGUCGCGACUAGCGGCGCUCACUGAUGGAUACUCUGGCAGCGAUCUUACCGCCCUUUGUAGAGACGCCGCACUCGGACCUAUUAGGGAAUUGGACCCUGAGGAGGUAAAAUGUCUAGACCUAUCGCUGGUUCGUAGCAUCACGUUCCAAGACUUCAUGGAUGCGUUAAAGCGCAUCAGGCCUUCAGUGUCUCCCCACAGCUUGCUGGCCUACGAGAAAUGGUCCGUGCAAUACGGUGACUUGGGUCUCUGA